This is a messenger RNA of Rotaria sordida, 1305 nucleotides long. The record is from the annotation of a GenBank genome assembly. Lineage: Eukaryota; Metazoa; Rotifera; Eurotatoria; Philodinida; Philodinidae.
AUGGGUAUUUAUGAUUCAUCAAAACUAGAUAUUGAUGUUAUUGUACUUGAUGAAGGUAAUAUUCGCCAAUCAUUAACAGAUGGUAGACAAAUAUUUCAUCCUGUCAAACAUGAUAGUCUACUUUUAGUCAAUGCUACUCUACAAUCACUAUUUCAGAAAAAUCAAAUUAUUGCAAAACAUUUAAAAUCACUCUGGAUUAAAAUUAGUACAAUCCAUAUGGCAAAAAGCUACACGAAAAUGCCAGUUAAGCAAAUACAAAUAUCAUUAUCAAGUGAAUUAAAUUUAAUUUGUUUAAAAUAUAUUCGCAUAUUGAAUUUUGCAUGUUUCUUUGAUAUUGAUGGUGUUAUUACACAAGGUCCAAAUUUCAUCAAAGUUGCUAAACCAGCAAUUCAAACAUUGAUUCAACUCAAUGCGCCUAUUGUAUUUGUUUCAAAUACAUGUAUGUUUGAAUCAGAUAAAGCUAAACAAUUAUCAGCUUUACUUGAAGUAACUAUUCAUCCUGAACAAGUUGUUCUUGCUCAAACACUAAUGCGUACACUAACUGAUUUUCAUAAUAAACAUGUUCUUAUUUCUGGACAAGGUCAAGGUGAAGACAUUGCUCGAAUGAUUGAUUUUAAAAGUAUAACAACAAUUGAAAAAGUUUGUGAAGCAUUUCCAGAAUUGGAUAUGAUUGAUCAUAUGAAUCAAGCUAGAUUAAAUGAAAUGAUUCGUAUUCAAGGUCUUGUUCAUGAUGAGAAUUUCCGGCCUAUUGAAGCUAUUGUUUUACUUGGUGAACCUAUUCAAUGGGAAAGAUCAUUACAAGUUAUUAUUGAUCUUCUUUUAACAGAUGCUGCUGCAAAUUUACCACGUUUUGGUCAUGUUGCUUUUCUUACAUGUUUAGAAACAUUAUAUAAAAAUAUAAGUGGAAAUAAUAUCAAAUAUACAGCAUUUGUUGGUAAACCAUUUGAAAUUUCAUAUCAAUAUGCUAAAACAAUAGCUAAUAAAAUAGCAUUAGCUAAUGGUCAAUCAAAAAUUGAAAGAGUUUGUUUUAUUGAAGAUAAUCCAGAUGUUGAUAUUGUUGGUACAAAUAUGUAUAAUCAUUUAUUACAACAAACGAUACAUUUAAGAACAAGUAUUAGUGGUUAUAGUUUAUUAACAGAUUUAAAAUAUUUAAGUCCAACAACAUGUGAAUCAAUUUUAGUAUGUACAGGUGUUUAUGAACCAAAUAAACAAAAACUUGAUGGCAAAAAUCCAUGGAAAUUAGCAACAAAAAUUAAACUUGAUGUUGUUGAAGCUGUUAAAUACAUCAUUUUGAAAGAAGCAUGA